Oncorhynchus keta (chum salmon) is the source of this 5232-nucleotide messenger RNA. It is a transcript of the gene tacc2, whose product is annotated as transforming, acidic coiled-coil containing protein 2. Gene Ontology annotation, biological process: mitotic spindle organization; cerebral cortex development; cell population proliferation. Bases 116 to 3631 code for a protein of 1171 amino acids. Gene Ontology annotation, cellular component: cytoplasm. The record is from RefSeq and is a predicted model, not a curated record. Lineage: Eukaryota; Metazoa; Chordata; Actinopteri; Salmoniformes; Salmonidae. The transcript is spliced from 18 exons.
AGAAUAUCUGCAGGUUAGUGUGAGACUCAGCCGUUAGAACGAUCAUUGAGGACUGGAGAAGAGAGGAAGGGAGGAAGGAUAAUUUUACAACUGGAGAAGAGAGGAAGGAUAAGGCAUGGUCUGGGGGGCUCUGUCUCCUCUGCAGUGGGCUCGGUGGGGCUGGGACACCCUAUACAGAGACACCAGCCCUGGGGAUGGGGACAGCCCUACUAACCCUACUCUGGGGAUGCUCCAGAGACUGUCCUGGGGGUCCCAACACCAUGCCAUGAUCCUGGCCAGACAGAGGAGCUCAGACUCUGACGGAGCGUUCGAGACACCGGAAUCGACCACCCCUGUCAAGUCCCCCACUGGAGAGACAGACUGUCAUACCCAGCUGCUGACCUCGGAAGACACCGGUCUUGGCUGUGACUCUGAGGCAGAUGGUGAACCCGGGUCAGAGGCUAAAGGUCACCAUGGUAGCUCCCUGUCCAUAGUCUUUGACGAGGACAAGCCCAUAGCUGCUAGCGGAGCGUAUAACCUAGACCAGCUCAUAGCUGCUGCUACUGCUGCUGCUGAGGCCCAGAGCCGAUCAACUCUAACCCGCUCUCUGAGCCUCCAGGCUGGGGAGCUAGACGGCUCCGGCCCCCUAGACGGCGUAGGAUCCUCCCUCUCAACCGGAGACUCCCUUCCCUUGGCUGAGGCCUUUAGUAUCGACAGUGGUACUGAGAGUGCUCCUGGGACCCUCCGCAGACCGUCCAAGAAGGGGCCUCUCCGCCCUGGCGGCUCCCUGAAACAGAAGCCUCUCCUCAGGCAGAGCUCUAACCCAGAGAGCCCCCAACCUCCAUCCUCUGGUAUCACACCGGAGCUGAAAAAGAGCACCAGAACAUCUAGCCCCCUAUUGGGCUCCGAUGACCAGGAAGUAGGAGGAGCCACAACAGACUCUGGCCCUGCCUCGGCCACGCCCAGUCCAGGAGGCACGCUCCGCAGAACCAGGAAGUCACGCGUGGAAAGCCCCGCUCCUCUCAUUGAAGAGACCAAUCACACUAGCCCAGCGACAGAUAACCAACCAAUCCCAACCCCUACUCCUGUUCCGACCCAGGCCAUUUCCAUACCCCUCCGACAGGAGGAUACCCCCAUCCCAGUGCCGGAAGCCCCUCUCCCAGCCAGUGAGGGCUCCUCUCCCAUCCCCCCUAGUGGGGCCUACAAAUGGGACCCAGACAACUUUGAGGACAUCGACCCAUUCAACACCGGAGGUAGUAAAGUCGCUAACUCCCCCCCGUUGGGACGGAAAGGAGUCGCUAACUCCCCCCCGUUGGGACGGAAAGGAGUCGCUAACUCCCCCCCGUUGGGACGGAAAGAAGUCUCUGCGUCCAUUGCUCACAAAACUGUCACCCCUGUGUCUAACCCCCCUCCGGUCUCUACUGAGGAACAAGCUCGUCCCUCUACCAGCCCCCCUAUUCGCACCUCAGGGGCGGUCAGACUGGAGUUUGACUAUUCUGAGGAGACCCUCGAGGAGCCUCCUAAGGCCUCUCCACCUCCCAAGAAGCUGGGCAGGAAGCCAGGCUCCAAGAUGCCUCUGAGGAAGCCCAGGAUGGGCCUGAAGAAGGUCGUCCAGCCGCCAUCGGAACCCCUCGACAACACACCCGCCACCGUCCCCGGUGAUGACCUCCCUAUCCAUAAGGCUUCCUAUAACUUUGACCCCGCCCAGUGGGACGACCCUAACUUCAACCCGUUCGGCUCGAACAGCGAGAUCCCCGUCUCUCCCAAGCUGAAUAAACCCUCCCGUAGAUUCGACUCUGACACCUUCGACGAGUCUGCUGCCUUCAAGUCCUCCUCCAAUAGCAUGGCUGCGUCUCCGCCCACGGCUGCCUCAGGCUCCGCCUCCUUUGAGGUGUCGGCCAAUGACAAUGAGGUUGAUAACGAUAAUGAUAACGUUGGGGAGCUGGAGGACCACAACCAGAACAAACCAUCCAAAACGAAGAAGAAACCUAUCAAAUCGAACACUUUCAGAGUCAAGAGGUCCCCAAAGAGGUCGGCCAUGUCUGAUCCAUCAUCACAAGAGCCCACCCCAGUAGAUGAAGCCCAGCCUCCUAUCCCCCCGCUACAGGACGACCACGCCACAGACGAGGAGAAGCUGGCCUCUUCCUCCAAUCACAAAGAGAAGCUUGCUUCCUCAGCCAAUCACAAAUGGGCAUCCAUGGAGGCGGAGCUAACCUCUGACCCCCAGGAGGACUUCCCGCAGCCAGCUGACCUCACAGCCUUCGUCAACGAGAACAAUCGAGUGCCAGACUAUGAGAUUGAGUACAUGGAGAAGAUCGGCCCCCCUUCGCCGACUCUGUUUGUGAAGAAACCUUCGACUCUCUACCUGAAGCUGGACUCUGUGACAGACAGCCUGACCAAGCCUAACCAAGGAUCAGAACUCAACUCUCCCUGCACAGGGUACAACACACUGGGGAGUUUUGAGGAGAUAGAGGCCCAGAUCACAGCCCAGAUGAAGACUCCUGUGCUGGGCUCCAGACCUGCUCCUGAAGGGUCUCGACCCGGUCUUGAGGGGUCCACUGGAGAGAAAGAGAAGACCAGGAAGAGAGAGAGCCAGUCACUCAGCCGGACACAGAGCACAGACAUUGAGCAUGGUGCGAAACCCAGCCAGGGCUCUAUGGAGGUCCAAGGUCCAGCCCCUGGCCCAUCCCCAGACGUACCCUUCUUAGCCAGGCUGUCUGAGUGCCCUGACCCCCUAGCCUACCUGGAGGCUGUGGAGACUGACCUGGCAGAGACCAACCCCACUGCUUUCGCCCUCAAACUACAGGAGGAACUGGUUCUAGCUGCUCUGAGGAUAGAGGCUCUUCAGGUAGCCAAAUACAUCUCAGACAGCCCCUCCCUCUCCACUGUCACCCCCCAGCCUGGCUUCGGCGAGCAGCAGAGAGACAGAGAAGUGAUGUCAUCAACACUGGACAGGGACUGCGCGGAUACCAAGAGUUCUCUCUACACCCGGACAGCGGGCUACGGAGAGGGGGAGAGGGAGAGCGCCUAUCCACCCAAAGACAUGGAGCACUCCCUGGGCAUCGCACGAGAAGAGAUCGUGUCCAAGGAGAAGGAGGUACUGGAGUGGCAGAGGAAGUACGAGGACAGUCGACAGGAAGUGCUGGAGAUGAGGAGAAUCGUGGCAGAGUAUGAGAAGACCAUUGCACAGAUGAUUGACGAUGAGCAGAAGGAUAAGUCUCUGUCUCACCACACCAUCCAGCAGCUGAUCAUAGAGAAGGACCAGGCUCUUUCAGACCUCAACUCUGUAGAGAAGAGUCUGGCUGAACUGUUCAGACGUUACGAGAAGCUGAAGGACGUCCUCGAGGGCUACCGCAAGAAUGAGGAGGUGCUGAAGAAAUGCGCUCAGGAGUAUCUGUCCAGGGUCCGUAAGGAGGAACAACGUUACCAGGCCCUGAAGAUCCACGCCGAGGAGAAACUAGACAAGGCGAACUCCGACAUCGCCCAGGUGAGGAUGAAGUCCCGUCAGGAGACAGCAGCGUACCAGGCCUCUCUCAGGAAGGAGACUAUGAAGGUGGACUCACUGGAGAGAACUCUUGAGCAGAAGAACAAAGAGAUUGAAGAACUGACCAAGAUCUGUGACGAGCUGAUCGCCAAGAUGGGAAAGAGCUAGCAACACUGAAUACGUCCAUGUCUCCAGGGCCUGAGGGGGAAGGAGUGGUAUAGAAGAAAGAACCACAUCCUCAUCUUUUUCUCUUCUUUUACGUCCAAACCUUCCCUUUGGACUGAUGGGCAGUUGGACAGAUGGACAGUUGGACAGUUGGACAGAUGGACAGCUGGACAGAUGGGCAGCUGGACAGAUGGGCAGUUGGACAGCUGGACAGAUGGGCAGUUGGACAGAUGGACAGCUGGACAGAUGGACAGCUGGACAGAUGGACAGCUGGACAGAUGGACAGCUGGACAGAUGGACAGAUGGGCAGAUGGACAGUUGAAGCCACAGUGGUUUCUGGAUUUAAUAUACUACUGACUGACUGUGUACAUGUAUCUACUGGCAUCAUUGCACCCCCAGAGUAUUGGGAAGGGUCAAUGGUUGUCUUCUGUUUCACCCAGUACAUUUUGAUGUGCCAAUGUGCAAAACAUGUCCUGUAUCAGGGAUCCGGUGAAAGAGUGUUUUGAAAUGUACUCUAUAUCAUAAAUGAGAGAGAGAGUGUGGUGUGUGUGGGCGUGUGUGUGGGCGUGUGUGUGGGCGUGUGUGUGGGGGUGUGUGUGGUGUGUUGGGUAUGCACAAGUGUGCAACUCAGUCUCAUGUACACAUUUACAGUUUGUACACAUGUUGUGGUGUGUGUGUGUGUGUGUGUGUGUGUGUGUGUGUGUGUGUGUGUGUGUGUGUGUGUGUGUGUGUGUGUGUGUGUGUGUGUGUGUGUGUGUGUGUGUGUGUGUGUGUGUGUGUGUGUGUGUGUGUGAAAGCGUGUGCGUGAUAGAGAGAAAAGGUGAGUGCAUUGAUUGAAGAUAGACCGAUAUGCGAUGUGGUUGCCAUGACAGCAAAUGAUAGGGAAAGACGGUUCCCUCCUCCAACUCCUCAACACUAGAGAGUGAAACACAGAGGAAAAGAAACCCAUAUAUAUAUAUAUAUAUAGAAUAAAUCAAUGAAUCGUUCAGUUAAUAAGAAAUAUACUUGAUCACAGAGAACUGCAUGUGGAAGUAGAAAAAUAGAAACGUCUUUUUUGUUUUGUAAGUAGGAAGUUGAUGAUUAUAAUAGAGAUAUAUAUAUAUAUAUAUAUCUGCAUUUUGAUACAAUAUUGUGUUUAAAUGGCUUCCCUUGGUCGUGUUAUCGUGCAGAUACUUUGUGAGGCCUAAUUUUAUGUCAUAUCUUUUCUUGGAGGAAAAAAAAAACUAAACCUGUGAUGGGAUUUUAUUUAUUUUUAUUUUAAUAUUGAGGAUGUUUGACCGGUAAUUAUUCCUGUAAUAAUCAGGACUGAGGGUAGAUAAAGUAAUUCAAUCUGUCACAGUCCCUGUUAUAAUUGAUGUGUUCACAAGGUGGAGCUCCGCACAGCUACACGUCCGGGUUCAAAUGGCGAGUGUUGGUUCUGAGUGCUAGAUGGGCGGAGUUUGCAGUUUUGGGACUAUUCUAUUAAUCUGUUAAACCAGGCAAGAUCAAUCAAGCACCGAUAAUGUAACUGAAUUGAUUUCUAAUACUAUUUGAACCCAGGUCUGCACAGCUAUAGUGUACAGCAUCUGAAACGUGAAACGUGAAAUAAAGGAUGACAAUAGAAA